AUGGACAAUAAGAAUCAAACAGCAGUGACCGAAUUUCUUUUCAUGGGCUUAACAGAUUUUCUUCCACUCAAGAUCAUUCUCUUCGUGAUAUUUUUCUUUGUUUAUGUUGUCACAUUGGCAGGGAAUUUGGGACUGAUAAUUCUGAUAUGGAUGGAUUCCCGAUUGCAGACUCCCAUGUACUUUUUUCUCAGCCACUUGCCCCUUGUUGAUGUCUGCUCCUCUUCUUCUGUUGCUCCAAAGAUGUUGUGUGACACCUUUCUGGAGAGAAAGGCCAUUUCCUUUCUGGGCUGUGCAGUACAAAUGUGGUUGUUUGGCCAGUUUGUAGUGACAGAGUGCUUCCUCUUGGCCUCCAUGGCAUAUGAUCGAUACAUUGCUAUCUGCAACCCUUUGCUGUAUACUGUACUUAUGUCCCAGAAGGUUUGUGUGAAGCUUGUGGUAGGACCCUAUGCUAUGGGCCUUCUAAGUGCCAUAACUCAUGAGACUUUCACUUUUCGCCUUCCUUUCUGUGGUCCCAAUGUGGUGAACCACUUUUUCUGUGACAUUCUCCCUCUUCUCUCCCUUGCAUGUGCUGAUACACAAAACAAUAAAUUGGUUCUUUUCAGCAUGGCUGGAUUAAUAGGCAUUCUCAGUGCCCUCAUCAUCUUGGUUUCCUACAUUUAUAUUCUUAAAACCAUUUUGAAUAUCCAGUCUACUGAUGGAAGGAAGAAAGCUUUCUCCACCUGCUCUUCACAUCUGUCUGCAGUAGCUGUCUUGUAUGGUACUCUUUUCUUUAUUUAUAUUCAACCUAAUUCAGGGUCAUCUCAGGACAUUAAUAAAGUGGUUUCUGCAUUUUAUACGACAGUGAUCCCCAUGUUGAACCCUCUUAUUUAUAGCAUGAGGAACACUGAUGUAAAAGAUGCAUUUAGAAGGACACUGGUUCAAAAAAAAUUCCUGCUGAGUAGAUAG
Messenger RNA from Suncus etruscus (white-toothed pygmy shrew), 945 nucleotides. Its product is annotated as olfactory receptor 5G3-like. Gene Ontology annotation, cellular component: membrane. Lineage: Eukaryota; Metazoa; Chordata; Mammalia; Eulipotyphla; Soricidae. The transcript has a single exon. Gene Ontology annotation, biological process: G protein-coupled receptor signaling pathway; sensory perception of smell. Bases 1 to 945 code for a protein of 314 amino acids. Gene Ontology annotation, molecular function: olfactory receptor activity; G protein-coupled receptor activity; odorant binding. The record is from RefSeq and is a predicted model, not a curated record.